This is a messenger RNA of Mesitornis unicolor (brown roatelo), 1755 nucleotides long. Its product is annotated as ectoderm-neural cortex protein 1-like. Gene Ontology annotation, molecular function: protein binding. The record is from RefSeq and is a predicted model, not a curated record. Lineage: Eukaryota; Metazoa; Chordata; Aves; Mesitornithiformes; Mesitornithidae.
AUGUCCGUCAGCAGCCACGAGAACCGAAAAUCCCGCUCGAGCUCCGGCUCCAUGAACAUCCAUCUCUUCCACAAACCGGGCCAUGCCGACAGCCUCCUCACUCACCUCAACCUGCUCCGCAAGCGGCACCUCUUCACCGAUGUGGUGCUGCGGGCCGGCAACCAGGCCUUCCACUGCCACCGGGCUGUGCUGGCCUCCUGCAGCCACUACUUUGAGGCCAUGUUCAGCGGGGGCCUGAAAGAGAGCCGAGACGCCGAGGUCAACUUCCACGACUCCCUGCACCCCGAGGUGCUGGAGCUGCUGCUGGACUACGCGUACUCAGCCCGGGUGCUGAUUAACGAGGAGAAUGCCGAAUCCUUGCUGGAGGCUGGGGACAUGUUGCAGUUUCAGGACAUUCGGGAUGCUUCAGCUGACUUUUUGGAGAAGAAUCUCUACCCAGGGAAUUGUUUGAACAUGCUGUUGCUGUCCGAUGCUCACUGCUGCGAGCGGCUGCUGGAGCUGUCCUGGAGGAUGGCGUUGGCCAACUUCACCUCACUCUGCAAGACCGAAGACUUCCUCCGCCUGCCCAAAGACAAGCUGCUGGAGCUGGUGGAGAGUGAAGAGCUGGAGGUAGAGGAUGAGACACUGGUCUACGAAGCCGUUAUGGGUUGGAUCCGGUACGAUUUGCCCCGUCGCCAUGAAGUCCUGCCAGAGCUGCUGCGCUCCGUCCGCCUGGCCCUGCUGCCCGAGUCCUACCUGCGGAAACACGUGGCCUGCGAGAAGCUGGUGACCAGCCACAAGCUGGGGGAGGAGAUCGUGGCUGAUGCCAUACGCUGCAAAAUGAAGAUCCUGCAAAACGAUGGGCUCGUGACGGGGUGCUGCGCCCGACCCCGCAAGGUCAACCAGGCCCUGUUGCUGCUCGGCGGCCAGACCUUCAUGUGCGACAAGAUUUACAUGCUGGAUCAUAAAACCAGCGAGAUCAUUCCUCGCGCCGACAUCCCGAGCCCUCGCAAAGAGUGCAGCGCCUGUGCCAUCGGCUGCAAAGUGUACAUCACCGGCGGCAAAGGCUCCGAAAACGGCGCUUCCAAAGACGUCUGGGUUUAUGACACCCUCCACGACGAGUGGGCAAAAGCUGCUCCCAUGCUGGUGGCGCGGUUUGGCCACGGCUCAGCGGAGCUGGACCACUGCCUGUAUGUGGUGGGGGGUCACACAGCAGUGAGUGGGGCCUUCCCAGCCUCUCCCUCUGUCUCUCUGAAGCAAGUGGAGCACUACGACCCGCAGCUGGACAAAUGGUCCUUGGUGGCUCCUCUCCGAGAAGGCGUGAGCAACGCCGCCGUGGUGGGAGCCAAAAUGAAGCUGUUUGUUUUUGGCGGCACCAGCGCCAACCAGGAGAAGCUGCCCAAGGUGCAGUGCUUCGAUCCCCGCCAAAAUCGCUGGACGGUGCCCGCCAGCUGCCCCCAACCGUGGCGGUACAAGGGCAGCCACAUCAUCGUCAUUGGUGGGGACACGGAGUUCUCCGCCAGCUCCGCUUACCGCUUCCACAGCGACACCUACCAGUGGUCCAAAUUUGGGGACGUCACUGCCAAGCGCAUCAGCUGUCGCGCCGUGACGUCAGGUAACAGACUCUACGUGGUGGGGGGCUACUGCGGGGCGCAGCGCUGCAAAACGCUGGACUGUUACGACCCAUCGUCCGACACCUGGAGCAGCGUCACCACUGUCCCCUAUUCCCUCAUCCCCACCGCCUUCGUCAGCACCUGGAAGUACCUUUCUGCCUGA